AUGCCAACGCCGCCAAUGGGAUUCAAUAACUGGGCGCGUUUUGAAUGCGAAUUGAAUCAGACUCUUUUUACUACCACCGCCGAUGCAAUGGUCAAGAAUGGCCUUUUAGCAGCAGGUUAUAACCGCAUUAACCUGGAUGAUUGCUGGAUGGCAUCUCAGCGAGCCUCAAACGGAACCCUUCAGUGGAACACCACAAAAUUUCCAGAUGGUCUUCCGUGGCUAGGUAACUUUCUACAUACUAAAGGGUUCAACUUCGGGAUCUACGAGGAUGCGGGAACUUUGACAUGUGGUGGAUUCCCCGGUUCCCUUGGAUAUGAGGAUAUUGACGCGAAAACAUUUGCCUCAUGGGGAAUCGACUAUCUCAAGCUCGAUGGGUGUAAUGUGCCCACACAAUCUGGUUUGACAUCGGAGGAAACCUACAAAUAUAUUUACGGAACCUGGCACACCAUAUUUUCGAAUAUGACAGAACCGCUGAUUUUUUCCGAAUCGGCUCCAGCAUACUUCUGCGGUGAGCAGAAUCUCACAGACUGGUAUAGUGUUAUGGACUGGGUUCCAUCCUACGGUCAAUUAGCCCGACAUUCGUAUGAUAUUGCUACCUAUGGCAGUGGGAAUACCUGGGAAAGCAUUUUGACGAAUUAUGGUCAGGAGGUUCUGCUAGCUCGUUAUCAGAAACCAGGGUAUUUCAACGAUCCCGACUUUAUAAUUCCAGACUGGCCUGACCUGACCAUCGAUGAAAAGAAGUCGCAUUUCGCCCUUUGGGCGUCCUUCUCCGCACCGCUGAUCAUCAGUGCGGACGUCCCUAGCUUGACAUCAGAGGAAUUAAAAUAUCUGACCAACGCUGACCUUAUCGCAGUUGACCAAGAUGAACUUGGUCUUCAAGCCACAUUAGUCAGCCAGGACGGGACAUGGGAUAUUCUGACAAAGAGCCUGUCCAACGGUGAUCGCCUGCUUACGGUUCUCAAUCGCGGUAACUCAUCGAGCGACUACCACAUUAGUCUCUCAAGGCUUGGAAUCGAAACCAAUCAAUUCUGUGCAUUCAAAAUAAAGGACUUGUGGACUGGAGAUAUCACACAAUCGCACUCUGCUUAUAUUUCCGUCCCCAAUAUUCCUGCUCACGGCACAGCCGUCUUGAGGAUCAAUUUAUCAUCGACAUGUGGGGGUAUUGUACCAACAGGAAUGAUUUUCAACACUGCAUCAUUAAAAUGCGUAGACGGAGACACUAAUGGCUCUACGUUAAGUGCCUCAUGUGACGGCAGCAAUGGACAGGUAUGGCAUGUUGAAACAGGCGGCAAAAUUCGUAACCUCGCCAAAUACUCUCAGUGUUUAGCAGAAAGGUCAAACGGUGAGACUUUUGUCACCACCUGUGACGGAAAAGACAAAUAUCAGCAAUGGAAAUACUACUUGAGUGGAAAUAUUGUCAAUUUUGCUUCAGGUCACUGUCUAACUGAACUGGAAAAUGGCACGCUUGGUACCGCUGCAUGCCAACAAGAGGCCAACAGUCAAGUAUUCGGACUGCCCAGCGGUGUCGAAGUUUUGUGA
Molecule: messenger RNA, 1539 nt
Organism: Talaromyces proteolyticus
Lineage: Eukaryota; Fungi; Ascomycota; Eurotiomycetes; Eurotiales; Trichocomaceae
Exons: 1
Coding region: 1-1539 (512 amino acids)
Biological process (GO): carbohydrate metabolic process
Molecular function (GO): hydrolase activity, hydrolyzing O-glycosyl compounds
Source: RefSeq, a predicted model, not a curated record